UUGUCUUGUAUUGGCAACAACAGAAAAAAAACCACAAAGCAAAAAAGCCAGCAUGAUUUGUCACAUAGGGCGGUACAAUUCAAUUUCGAAAACAAAAUACGACCGUUGACGACCUUCAUCAACCACACCUCUCACAAACCCCCACUUUUCACUUUCAUACCCCCACUCACCAUGAGACGCCAUGGCUGGCAACGUCCUCUCCACCCUUUACAGUUUGUAGGCAUCGGAAUUUAUAGUUUUCUUCUAGUUUGUUUCUACACUUUCCUCGGACUUUUCCUUGGAAACCGAAUUGCAGAGAUAACACUCACCUUCAUAUUUUCCUUCAUGGCAAUUUCGGUUAUGUUUCUGUUUGUGAGGUGUACUGCGAUUGAUCCUACAGACAGAACUAGUUUCAAGAAAAAGAACAAAAAGAACAAAAGGAAUGUAAUUCAGAAGCUCAACUAUGGAUUUAUUAUAGGUCAGAUUGUGGUGAGGUUUUUCAAGAGGGUGGAAAAGAAGGUGCUUAGGACUUUCAUUAAGCGGAAGUACCUUGAUCCGGUGAAGACGAGUGCGCAAGUGGAACCUCUUCUUCCAUUUCCACUGGUUAUGAAAUUUGAUGAUGAUGCUAUUGCUCCAGAUCUUAAAGAGGACGAUAUCUCUUUUUGCAUACUUUGUGAUUUUGAGGUGAAAAAGCAUAGUAAGCACUGCAGAACUUGUAAUCGUUGUGUUGAAGGGUUCGAUCACCAUUGCAGGUGGUUGAAUAACUGUAUUGGGAAAAAGAACUACACAACGUUCUUUCUUCUUAUGAUUUUUGUCCUGCUAAUGCUUAUCAUUGAAGGAGGGACUGCAUUUGCUAUAUUUAUCAGGUGCUUUGUGGAUAAGAGAGGAAUAGAAAAGGAGCUUCAUAAGAAACUUUUUGUAGAGUUUCCAAGAGGAGUUCUUGCCACCAUAUGUGUGUUUCUUAUGGCAUUGACAGCUUAUAGUUCAGCUGCACUGGGGCAGCUUUUCUUCUUUCACGUGCUCCUAAUACGAAAGGGCAUGAGGACCUAUGACUAUAUUCUUGCAAUGAGAGAAGAGAAUGAUGCGAUGGAAUUGGAGUCGUUUGAUGAUUCUGACCUCUCAUCGGAUGACAGUAUUGAUUUUGACUCACCUGAAAAGCCAACACUAAUGUCAAGGUUUCUAUGCAAAGGACAGAGCUCGCCGAGGUUGUCUAUCAAGAUUGAAAGAGAUACUGAACCUUCCCCUUUGAUCAAUACAAAAAGGUUUCAUGUAAGCAUUAACCCUUGGAAACUCAUCAAAUUGACCAGUGAAAAAGCUCUAGUUGCAACUGAGAAAGCGAGGGAAAGGCUAGUGCGAGAAAGACCGACAAGAGAGCAUAGUUCAUUAAAACCUCUUCCAUUGGAAACAAAACGUGGACCAUUGAUGAAUGUAGAUCAAAAUAUAGGCAAUGAGGGAACUGGGUCAACAUCAACACCUUUUAUAGCAAAAGGAAAACUUCAUGUAUCACCGGUAAGGCUUUCAAGCCCAAGAAGAAGAUUUUCUGCAGGCUCGUCAUCGGUGUUCUCUAGCAGCAUGAUAGCAUCUCCACAACAUAAAUACAGAAGCAGUUUUGACUUGAAGCUAACAGGCGUGUCUAGAGAGCUUGAAACACAUAUUUCCAAGCAGGUCCUAUGUUCAGUUAUCAGCAAAGAUGGAAGUGAAGUUUCCCCAAGAUAGGCAUUGUAUUUUAUAAAUUGAGAGUGAUUCUCAAUCUUAGAGAAGGAUUUGUUGAUAUAUUUUCUUUAUAACAUUGUUCCUUAUAUAUAUACAUGGGAUUGUCAAUCUUUAUGUAACAUGAAUCUCUGUUUACUUACUAUAGAUAUAUACAUGAGAUAGUUCCGGUCAAUGGAUAUGUAAGUAUAACUCCGUUUUACCUGUUAAUUUUCUUACAGAGGCAAUGUAAUCAUGUUACUUUUCUAGCUA
This is a messenger RNA of Lathyrus oleraceus (garden pea), 1941 nucleotides long. RefSeq names its product protein S-acyltransferase 18. The record is from RefSeq and is a predicted model, not a curated record. Gene Ontology annotation, molecular function: protein-cysteine S-palmitoyltransferase activity. Gene Ontology annotation, biological process: protein targeting to membrane; peptidyl-L-cysteine S-palmitoylation. Gene Ontology annotation, cellular component: endoplasmic reticulum; Golgi apparatus. Lineage: Eukaryota; Viridiplantae; Streptophyta; Magnoliopsida; Fabales; Fabaceae. Bases 172 to 1695 code for a protein of 507 amino acids. The transcript has 9 exons.